This is a messenger RNA of Entelurus aequoreus (snake pipefish), 2577 nucleotides long. RefSeq names its product inhibitory synaptic factor 2A. Gene Ontology annotation, biological process: inhibitory postsynaptic potential. The coding region runs from base 189 to 1691 and encodes 500 amino acids. The transcript has 4 exons. Lineage: Eukaryota; Metazoa; Chordata; Actinopteri; Syngnathiformes; Syngnathidae. The record is from RefSeq and is a predicted model, not a curated record. Gene Ontology annotation, cellular component: postsynaptic density.
GCAGUGACAACUCUGACACACGCCGGACACUGCUGCACGCCCGCCCGUCCAUCCUAACUUCUGGAAUGGCGUAGCUUUCUCUCUCUCCCCCCCGGAUCACCUCCCAAUCGGACACGGACAUGCACGGCGGGCACAACGGGGAAUCUGGACAUCCUUUCCAGCAUCAGCGCCGCACAGUCUGAGGAAAAAUGGUGAGCAAGGAGGGCGGCAAAUGCAUGCUCACCAACUCAGAGUCCGACUCGGAGGCGGCGCCCUUGCCCUCCACCUCGCUGGCGCUGCAAGUUAAGUAUUCUCUGGACGCCGGUCGACAGGUGAGGAAAAGGAACAAGGCCCUGCAAGUGCGUUUCAAGGAUAUCUGCGAGGCGCAGAACGAGCAGAGGGAGGCGGAGCUGCAGGCGGCCGGCAGGGAUGGCAAGCCUCUGUCCUACAAAGUGGCGUACCGCAAGUACAUGACGGUGCCGGCCCGCAGGUCCAUCCCGAACGUGACGCGGAGCACCGGGGUGCAGACAUCCCCGGACCUGAAGAAACGCUAUCAGACGUUCCCCUUUGAGCGCAAGAAAGGGCACACCCUUAAACAUGUGGCGGCGGUGGAAACGUACAAAGGUCAGAAUAAUGGCUUUGUCAUGGAGGUGAAGCCGUCCCAGGCUGCAGAGCAGUGUUUGGAUGACGAGGAGGAGGAGGAGGAGGAGGAGGGAGCCUGCGGGGUGAGCGGAGUCCGGAGGACCAAAGCUCUGCUCCAUACUAAUGAGUGCAUCGCCACGGUGGAGCAGCACAAUGCACCUGACGGCUUGUGCUCGGACGCUCUGCUGCUGAGUUGCCCCGCCGACUCGGACUGCCUGGCGGAUGCGCCGCGAGGACAAGGAAGCGGGGUUGGGUCACAGGGACAGUACCAGCUCUGCGGCGCGUCCUCCAAAGCCGGCGCAGGAUUACGACACGGAGAGGCUGACACGGACCGCGCGGCUAAAAGACUGCUCCAUCUGGAGGACGGCUCGUGUCGGACCCUGCCGGACAGGGCCUCCAAGGUCACGGGGCCAAUCGCCUGGAACUCGCUCACGCAAGUGGAGUGCCUGGACAGUCUGUCCGCGCGCAGCAAGAGGAAGAAAAGCCUGCAGCUCAACGGGUUGCAGAGCGAGACGCUGCCGCGUUCCCGCAGAGGCUGUAGCACACAGGCGCAGUGUCACGUGGGACAAUUAUUAGCCAGGCCUCUGGGGGGCAUGGACAAGUCUCAGUCACUCUUUGGAGGCGGCGACGAAAGGGGGGCGCCGUCGAACCCCAGGCAGGAGGCCUGCAAGCAAAUAGUGCCUAUGAAUCAGGAUGGGGAUGUUAAAGCACGGCUGCAAGCCAUGGAGAACCUCAUUAGCUCCAGCCAGGAGACCAUCAAGGUGCUGCUGGGGGUGAUCCAGGAACUGGAGAAGGGAGAGGCCCACAGAGAAGGGCUCUCCUAUCGCACCGGACAGGACACGGCCAACUGUGACACAUGCCGGAACAGCGCGUGCAUUAUUUACAGUGUGGAGCUGGACUUCAAACAGCAAGAGGACAAGCUGCAGCCGCUCAUGAAGAGGCUCUGCCCGAUGGACGACACCCACUUCGCCGCCCUGCCGUACCCCCAGGAGGCCUUCACCUCCACCCCCAAGCGCAAGUCCAAAGCAGAGUCCAAGAAGCACGCUCGCUGGAGACUUUGGUUUAUGUGAAGGCAGACGACCCUCCUUUCCGCCUCUCGGUUUACUUGGAGGUCACGUGGGCGACUGGAUAUUGUACAAAUUCCCUGAGCUUAGAGACAUUCGAUGAGUCAAAUCAGAGUUAUUUUUUGGAACAAUGAACUUAUUGAUGAUCAACACGGGAUGUUCUUAGCGGCAGCCUCCUGGAGAGGUGGCGAUGUCUCCCUACACAGCAAAGCACAACUGACAUUGUUCAGGAUCUACUUUAAUCCAACACCAACAACUCACACUAUUCAUAUCUUCAGAGGACAACAACAAAAAGCUAGGAUCAAUUUCUAUAAAAUUGUCAACUUUCAACUGACUUUGAAGGGGGUGAAAAAUGUGAAAUAAAUAACACUUAUUUUCUUAAAGGCAUUUUCAAUCUUGGGACUUUGACUGACAUUUGUUUUCUAUAUAAAUAUAUAUCUGUAUAUAAAACAACCUUGAGGUGAAGUGCGAUAUAUUUAUUAAGCAGCAGUAAAGACGAGAAUGUGCAGCCGGAGGAAAAUGGGAUUCACUUUGCUUUUUGUCGGCCAAAAAAAAGAAAAAGAAACAACACCUUGCGCUUAAAUAUCCUUUUUGUUUUGUUCCAACCUCAAGAAGAGUACAUACUGUUGAAGGGUAACAGAAAAUAUGUGAUUGUACCGCUGCAUUGCAGAACUGAAUGUGCCACUUGUGAUCACAAGCAGGGCUUCUUGCUUUUUGCAACAGGAUGUUUUUUUCAAGCUUUUUGAGAAAAAGACAAAAUGAUUUCUUUGCUAACCUUUUUAAAAAAAAUACAAACAGCAGGUGAUCAAGCCCCAUCUAUUGGACUAUAAAUAUCCAUCUUCACGCAGGGCUCACAGAUUAUAUACAUGUAUAGCCAAGAUAUUUGCAAUUA